UCAUUGAGUUCAUACUUCAUUUUUCAAUUUUUUACUUUUAUCGUUUUAUCCAUAACACUUAAUAAUGGUUUGACGAAAUUAUUAAAACUAUUAAACAUUUAGUAGAUAGUAAAUGAUAAACACAUAAACAAUCUCUGAAAACAAUAUCUACCUCAAACCUCCAGAUAUUUCAGCAGUUGAUUUCAAUAAAUAAAAAAUGUCAGCUCUUGCAUCAUUGACUGCUAAUUAUACUGACUCAGAAGAUGAGGGUACUACACCCAGUCAACGUAGACAUAUUGAAGAAGUGUCUAUUUCCAAUGAACUCCAGCAAGAACAUAUACCCAGUCCUCAACUACAAAUACCAAAUUCAGCGCCAGCUGUUACUAAUCCAGAUGAUGACAAAAAAACUAAUCUUGUGUCAUAUUUUGAAGAUCACGAUAUUGUGAUGUCAGAUGAAGAUAUAGAAAUAGAUCGACGUUCGGAUGUAGAUGAAGAAGAUAUUUUACCGCCCGAACCUCAUGGUAGAUGCUCUAAAGAACUACAAGAAAAGAUAACACGAUUGCAUGAAAAAAUGGAAAAAGAUGGUAUGGACAUGAAUUUUUUGAUUCAAAAAAGGAAGGAUUUUAGAAAUCCUAGCAUAUACGAAAAACUUUUACAGUUUUGUAAUAUUAAUGAGUUGGGCACAAAUUAUCCACCUCAUUUAUAUGACCCCUUAAGAUGGGGUAAAGAAUCUUACUAUGAAGAAUUGGGUCGCUUGCAAAAAGAAGAUAUGGAAAAAAGACAGAAAGAAAGAAAAGAAAAAACUAAAGUUGAAGUUGUGUCUGGUACAAAAAAGACUACAUCAAUCAAUGUUUCAAGUUCCCAUAAACAAGACGAUAAGAAAAGUAAGUGGGAUCUUACAACAUCUGUAACAGGUACAAAGGGAACAAUUAUCUCAGCUUUUGGUUCUUUACCAAAAAAACAAAAAUUGGAUAUUCAUUAAUCAAUUUAAGUACCUAUCUAAAACUAAUAAUAUGUAACAUUGUAAA
Molecule: messenger RNA, 1007 nt
Organism: Diuraphis noxia (Russian wheat aphid)
Lineage: Eukaryota; Metazoa; Arthropoda; Insecta; Hemiptera; Aphididae
Product: SAP30-binding protein
Biological process (GO): regulation of DNA-templated transcription
Cellular component (GO): nucleus
Source: RefSeq, a predicted model, not a curated record